GUCGCAGCCACAGCGCCAAUCUUCCUCGCUUACCACCACCUCUCAUGUCGAUACGCAAGUCCCAGGCCCUUCAUCUCAUCCCUAGCCUCUGAGCCUAGCUUCAAAACAAUACUUAUCGACAUUGAUCAUAAACAUGUGGUCUAAAUUCAGCAGCGCGCUCAAGCAACGCCCCUCCACGCCCUCGCUCCUCGACGGCGACGAACCGUCACCAUCCAAAGCAGAAGUCCUCGCUGGCGUAUACGAACAACACCCCAAUCUUUCUGUCUUCCACGCAGAACAUCCCUCCGAAGUUCCUUUUCCACCCUCGAGUCCGACGAUGUCGCCUGCGGUCAAUGGGCGGAAGAGCAUCUUCAAGAAACCAGGCAAGCCCCAGCUGCCACCGAUCAAUACACAGGCAUCCGAGCAGGGCACGUCAAGUCCAAUGAUGAGUCCGCUCUUGCUGCCGAAGAAAGUAAAGUCGUCUCUUAAUCUUGCAAGUGGUGAGUAUUCUAUCUACUAUUAAUCGCGAGGUCGGGGCAGUAUCGUUCGCGGCUAGCUGUCAGGCGAAUGUACGAACGCGUUUCAUUGGUACUGUUAUUUGCGCUUGGCGGGCGACAAAGAGUGGACCGAGGGUGACAUCCUCCGGCGUCGUCUACGACUACAUUGUGGUGUUUCACACAAUUGUUUCAACUCUAGGGAGCGCACUGUACUGC
This is a messenger RNA of Rhodofomes roseus, 692 nucleotides long. RefSeq lists its product as uncharacterized. Bases 134 to 502 code for a protein of 122 amino acids. The transcript has a single exon. The record is from RefSeq and is a predicted model, not a curated record. Lineage: Eukaryota; Fungi; Basidiomycota; Agaricomycetes; Polyporales; Fomitopsidaceae.